Drosophila guanche is the source of this 409-nucleotide messenger RNA. RefSeq lists its product as uncharacterized. The transcript has a single exon. The coding region runs from base 31 to 396 and encodes 121 amino acids. Lineage: Eukaryota; Metazoa; Arthropoda; Insecta; Diptera; Drosophilidae. The record is from RefSeq and is a predicted model, not a curated record.
UCAAAUACUUAGUUUCAUUCGUUCAACGCAAUGCGCUUUCUGCUCUUCUUAGUACUCGCCACAGCGCUGGCAUUGGGCCAGGCACGCACUCUGCGCGAAUCGAGUGAAUCGCGAGAGUCGCCGGAGGCGAGUCCCAGCUGGUCGCACAGACACUCCUCGGUGUGGCCCUGCGACGUGGCCGAUCAUCCCCAGUCCUAUGUGCUGAUGCCCAAGGUGGAGAAGCGUCUGGAUCGCAUCGACAACGAACAACUCAGGAAGCGAAUUGUGGAGUACGUGACGGAUCAGCUGCGUCAGUGCAAGUCGCACGACCAAAUGGAUGAACACUGCGUGAAGCGAUCCAUUGGCUAUGCCAUGUCCUUCAUCAACCAUCAGAAAGAACAGGCGAAACGUUUGUGAAAUUCUUAAAAAA